UCCCCCCCCCACUCUUUCUCCCACGCAUGCGCGUGGGCCAUCGCAAGGCGCCGUAAGAGGACCGACGGCGGCUCCACUCGGCCCGGGCGUCGAAGUGAGCAGACGCCGCCGCCGCCGCCGCUUCUCCCCGCCCCGUCUAGGCCUCCGCUUCCCUCGGCCGGGGGACGCGCUUCGGACCCAGGCGACCCCGAGGGAGGCUCCGAGGACGAUGCCCCGCGGAAGAAAAACUGGAAGAAUUAAAGUUUUGAUUCAGCUGACUGCCAAACUGCUCAGAUUUCUCUGAAGAGUCCGGCUUGAAAGCUUGUCAAGAGCUGAACAAUUUGCCAAACCUGACAGUGCAGAAAGAUUUUAAUUACGAGCCAUGAUCAAUUCCAAAGUUUCCAUCAGACUGCUGGGGUUCUACGCGUUCCUCGUUUUUCAAGGCUGGAACCGAGACGGCACGAUCCAUGCGGCAGGAAUAAAGACCGAUCCUGGCCAGCGGAGACAGGAAGAUGGGGUGACUGUAGCCCCAGAGGACAUCAUGCCUUUUUUGCAGUGCUACUGUUCCGGUCACUGUCCAGAAAAUGCCAUUAAUAACACAUGCAAAACUAACGGACAUUGUUUUGCCAUCAUUGAGGAAGAUGAAAAUGGAGAAAAAACCCUUUCUUCCGGCUGCAUGAAAUACGAAGGUUCGGACUUCCAGUGCAAGGAUUCCCGAGUUGUUCUACGGCGCCGUACCAUUGAAUGUUGCCGGACCGACUUCUGCAAUCAAGAUCUGCAGCCCACUCUACCCCCUACUUCAACAGAUACCUUGUUUGAUGGCAGCAUACGUUGGAUAGCUGUGCUUAUUUGCAUGGCAGUCUGCAUAAUUGCCAUGAUUGCCCUCUUUGGCUGUUUCUGCUACAGGCAUUACUGCAAAGGGGUAGCAAAGAGACGACGUUACAAUCGUGAUUUGGAGCAGGAUGAGGCCUUCAUCCCAUCUGGGGAAUCAUUAAAGGAUCUUAUUGACCAGUCGAUCAGCUCUGGCAGUGGUUCAGGACUGCCUCUGUUGGUGCAACGGACGAUCGCCAAACAGAUUCAGAUGAUCCAGCAGGUUGGAAAAGGGAGAUACGGUGAAGUGUGGAUGGGUAAAUGGAGAGGGGAAAGGGUAGCCGUGAAAGUGUUUUGCACUCCUGAAGAAGCCAGCUGGUUUCGGGAAACGGAGAUUUACCAGACGGUUCUUAUGCGCCAUGAAAAUAUACUCGGGUUCAUUGCAGCAGACAUUAAAGGCACAGGUUCCUGGACUCAUCUCUACCUAAUCACCGAUUACCACGAAAAGGGCUCGUUGUAUGAUUUCCUCCAGUAUACCACGCUGGACAACAGAGCUUUGUUGAAACUGGCUUAUUCUGCUGCGUGUGGCCUCUGCCAUCUGCACACGGAAAUCUAUGGGACCCAAGGCAAGCCUGCUAUUGCUCACCGAGACCUGAAGAGCAAAAAUAUUUUGAUCAAAAGGAACGGGACCUGCUGCAUUGCAGAUUUGGGCCUCGCUGUCAAAUUUAACAGCGAUACAAAUGAAGUCGAUGUGCCUAUAAAUACACGGGUGGGCACAAAACGGUACAUGGCCCCUGAAGUCCUGGAUGAAACUUUGAAUAAGAAUCAUUUCCAGCCGUACAUCAUGGCCGACAUCUACAGCUUCGGCUUGAUCAUUUGGGAAAUGGCUCGGCGAUGCAUCACAGGAGGGAUUGUUGAAGAAUACCAACUCCCCUAUUACGAUAUGGUCCCGAACGAUCCUUCAUUCGAGGACAUGAGAGAGGUGGUCUGCGUGAAGCAUCUGCGCCCAGUGGUGUCAAAUCGAUGGAAUAGUGAUGAGUGUUUAAGAGCCAUACUGAAGUUAAUGUGCGAAUGCUGGGCCCACAACCCAGCCUCUAGACUGACCGCCUUGAGGAUUAAGAAAACCCUGGGCAAGAUGGUGGAAUCGCAAGAUGUUAAAAUUUGACAAAGAAACGUCGCAGAAGAGUGAAUUUGGGACUCUUAAGAGCUGUUCACUCAACCCCAGAGCAGGUUUGGUGGGAUCAGGAGGGGACCUCUGACUUUCAGCCCACACUUCCUCGCUAAUUCUACAGGCUGCUAAUAAAUAUUAAAAUUUUAAUAAGAACAUGGGAUCCAUGCACACGAUACAGUACACGCAUGGAUGGCCUUAUCUUUUUUUUUUUAUUAUUUUGAGCUGCAUUAAGAUUUUAAUCCCAGUUUUUAGAGUCCCAUCGGUUUCUUUAGGGCUGAAUUGAACAUUCAGAUUGAUUGCGCUUUCUGUGAAAGCCUUAAGUUAAAUGAACGCAACAGCAAACAAAAGAAAAAACAGAAUCAAGCUUUUUUUGUCUCCUACAUUGAUGUUACCUAACCAGGACUUGACAGAAUAGCCUGUGUGUCUGGGACACUUAAGUAAUUGGACAAGUCCCUUAAGUCUUGUACAAUGUUGUGCCAGGAUUUUUCUCCCAUGUUUGGAGUACUUAAGAAGCCAUUCAAUUUUGUGCAAAGCUACCGUUUCUUUUUUUUCUUUUUUUUUCCACGAUGCCUUCGAGAUGCGAAAAAGAGUUACUUCUACCUUCCUUUUGUGUUUGCGUCAAGGACGACCCAAACAGCCCCUAUGAAUUUGUGCACAGCUUUCUUUUCAAGUUUGAUGCGAAGAUCGAAAUCAACAUCCAGGGCUGUUCCUGAAGACCCGAGCCCGCCACAUCGAACCGCAGAAUUGCUUUGAUCAUUUUUAAGUGCCUGUAAUCUUGUACUGUAAACAGUGCCAUAGCUGGUUAGUUGGUUGGUUGGUUUUUUGUUUGUUUUGUUUGUUUUGUUUUUUUUGAAAAGGGAAAUUAUUUAUGCAGUACGCAGAGUGCUUUUAUUUCCUGCUCUUCGUAUGUGUGUAAACAUGCCGUGCAGAGAUCUGAAAGUAAUUUUCAAAGUCAUUAGGUUCCAUUAGAAACACACCUGCUGGAUGUGACACUUUUUGAAUAGUGCAUUGGAAUAGAUGCAUGGAUAUUACACAAGCGUUUAAAUUUUCCUUUGAGAAGCAUUCGGUUGAAGAUUUAAUUGCAGGAGUGUCCAUCCUUGAAGGGAACUUGAAGAUUUCUGGACUUCAACUCCCAGAAUUCCCCAGCUAGCUGGCUGGGGAAUUCUGGGAAUUGAAGUCCACGGUUCUUAAAGUUGCCAAGGUGUUAGACACACUUGCUUUAAUUCAACUUGAGUGUGAAUUGAAGCAACAAUGGCAUGUAAGGGAUUUUGGGUCAGGCAAUACACAGCAGUAUUCAUUUAAUUUAUAACUUGGUGUACACAUUUUAUUUAACAUUUCUUUAAGUCACUUGCUCGCUCAGCAAUGCCUUUUAAGUAUUAGUGCAUAUUCCUCCGAACGGAUAAUAGGUACAUAAACUAUGGAUUAAUUUAUUGAGAAGGCAGCAAACGACGACAACAUUUUGCCAGCAGUCCUUAGCGAGAGACCCAUUCUUCUGUCCAUUGCUCAGAAGGUAGUGUAAGGUUCUGAAAUUUACCUCAUGUCUUGUUUUCCACAAGCAGUUAAAGAUUACUUGGGAUAAACCAGGGGAGAAAUGCUACCGGCUCGCACCGGUUCUGGCGAACUGGUAGUACAAAAAAGCUACCGUUUCAUCCAAACCGGUAUUUCCGACGAUCAGCUGUGCCACGCAAUUAGCGAAUCUAAAUCACGCAGCACAGCUGUUCCCCCCCACUCGCUGUUCUACUUACCUUCCCAAGCCUCCUUUUUCCAUGCGAAGCGCGCAUUUGACGUGCACUGUGCGUGCUCACAGUGUGCAUUUGGUGUGCACUGUGCAUGCGCGGGCGGCAAACCAGGUGUUGUGACCAAGGCCCAAGUAGUGAUUACCAAACACAAUUCAGUCCUGAACAAACUUAUUCUACAAACAACCCAACAGCUCGUUGCUGCUCUUUUAAGCCUUAUGGGAGUGGCCAAUCAUCUUUUGGCCUUACUCCCGAGUUGUCCUUUUUUCUUCAACUACUUUUGCCUUCUGGCAGCUCUUCACAUGCGUGCACUAGGAACAGGCUCCUCCUGUUCCUCUGCCUCUCUGCUGUCCGCCUCUGGAGGUUCUGGAGUCCAUGCAUCACUCUCAGAUGGCCCUGGCCCCAUCUCUUGUCUCCAAGGCAGAGCCCUCGUCCGGGGCUUCCCCUGACUCCAGGACUGGCCCAUGGUCCUCCCCAGCCUCCUCGCUGUCCGACUAUGCUUCCAAGUCCGCAGGCUGCUGGUGGAACACAACACCGGGGAGGAUUUCACCACUGGAAUAAACCAAAUUAUUAAUGUAGACCAGCUUUUUUUUUCUUUGCCUUCUGUGCGUUCCGAGAUUUCUUUCUAACUUCCAUACCGCUAUGUCCACUAAGGAUCACUCAUCCGGCAGGUGCCACACCAGUAUAGUUCGCAACCCGAUGACAUUCUAGAGAUCCAGAUACCCAACUUUCUCUUAAUUUUUCUCUUAAUCUUGAAACAACCUCUGUAGCGGUGAGCAAUCAUGGUCUUCUUGUAGUGAUCUUCUGAAGAAGGGGGGUGGUCUCGGGCUUCUUGAGAAUACAGAUAAGAAACCCCCGUUCUAGCCAAAUUCUUUUAAAUCAAAAUUCCAUCUAAGCCAAGAUUUGUUUACAAAAAAUAUCAUGCCUCUUUGGAAAUUUUGGUGAGGAGUAUGUCAGUUUAUUUGGCCGGUGUACUUCCGCCUUAGGGUAGGUAAAGUGCUGACUAUUAAUAUUCACAUUUUUUUUAAAGCUUUAGAAUAAAAGACAAUCUAGUUAAUGUCAUAUUUGGUCAGAGCCAUUGCUCUUUGGAUCCGGUAGGCCUCCUAAUUUGUUGUUAUAUCUAUGAAUUGUUAAAUAUCCUUUACAUUUUCUUAACACACCUUAGUAUAGAUCAGCUGUUCUGGUCUGGUGAUCUCCAAUAGGAUAGGGAUUACAGUUUCCAGAGUGGACUACAGCUGCAUAACACAGUGAGCUCCCUUCGUUUCAAAAUAACCCACAUCGGCAUAAUCAAAGCAACACACUCCUGAAUGAAAAGCACCAAUUUUUCCCCCUUUCUCUGCAAUUUAACAGUAGGAGAAUAAUUCACAGUCAGAACUCCUGAGAUUAAUCGUAUCAGUUUAAUUCUGCUCUAGAAAAUGAUGUCAUUUAUUUGACUACUAACUCUUUGCCUUACUCUUACCUUACUCUUUCAGCUAACUUGUUGUUGCUAUCAGUCACAGUACACGGGAGUAAAUUUCAGCAUAUGUUUGUCUGGAACCUGCCUCGCAGCCUUGAUUUUUUAAUUGAAAAAAAAAGCAUAGCUUCUCCUUAAUAUUUCCCAGGCUGUUAAUCACUUAGUCUGUAAUUCAACAGGUCUCUUCCAGCGCCUUAAGUUUUAUUGAUACAUCUUCCAGCCCACAUUGCCUUUUUUUGAAGUGCACAUUUAUCACAGGUCACUUGAUGGACCUGAGCGAAACAGUGAUUGGAUGCCUUUUGCUGAACUUACAACUUAGAACUGGUUGUUUUAAGAUGAUGGAUAAUUCAGAAUUUCCUACUUUCAUGUGCAAGAGAUAGAGACUCUACGUCUCCAUCUCUUGUGGGAUAAAACUCUUCCUGGGACACGAUAGGUCUAACACAAAUGGCCAAGCUGGACUACGCAAAAUUGUGCUGUGUGCUUGAUUCAACCGCCAUUGGAUAUUAAUGGGGGAUGUUUGUGGCAGUGUAAGGGAAGGACUUUGAGAAGAUUUCAGCUGACUACGUUGCAAGCAAAUAAAGAAACAGGAUGUUCAUUAUAGCGAGAGUGAACUGUGCAGAAGUUGUCAGAAUUCAACAUGGUUUUGCUUUGUGUUUUAAACCAGGAGUCUCCAACCGUGGCAACUUUAGGACUUGUGGACUUCAACUCCCAGAAUUCCCCAGCCAGCAUGGUCUUAAAGUUGCCAAGGUUGGAGACCCCUGGUUUAAACUAAUGGCCUUCUUAGGUAACAGCCUUAUUUUUACAACCCUGCCCAAUGUAGAAAGUUUUGAUAGCGGUAUAUUGUGCUUUUCAAUCAGGUUGCUCUUAGGGAGUACAUACCUCUUCUUCAAAAAAAUACUUUGUAAUGUCUUCCAUUAUGUGCUGUGCAGAUUGAUGCCUGACCAGCGGGUAUGUGCCUUUGAACUGUGCUUUUAAGAAAACCUUCCACCUUAAAAAGCUCUUACGAAUGGAAGCCUUGAGAUUAAUACGAAAUCAUCAGAAGAAAAUGUUCCUGAUUGUAGGGGAAGAAGAUUUCCAUAUGUUUUACUCCUUGUUGGGGAAUGAAUGGUGUUAGAAGCAACAGGCAGGUGCGGCUACUUUGUAGGCGUUUGACAGUUAGUAGCCAUUCACGUAACCCCAUGCAAGAUUCACCUUUCUUACUCUAAAGUGUUCCUCCUGUUGUAAUCUGCUCAGUGGCCCUUCUGCUCCUUGAAGUUGUCAGUGUUCAUUCUGUGGGACAAGACAUUAAUUACGGAGAUGUAAAUGAAAGAUUUAUAUCUCCAUUUGCAAAAUGCCGUCAAACGUCACCAUAAUGUUCUGUCCCCGUCUCACACACGCACACGAACAGUCAGCCAGGAGUUAAUAAAACCAGCAAUCAGGAUUUUCUUUGAGAUAACAGCAUUGGCAGCAACCCAGUAGCUGCUUGCCAAAAACUUUAUUCACAAAGGGAGGUUUUCCUCCUCCGCCAGAUAAACCAAAAUAAGUUCACAAAGCCAAAGAAUUGUCAAGUCCAGUCCAUAAUAAAUCCAAGGAAGGCAUAUAACGAAGUUCCAGAAACACAGUAUGACUUGCUAGCUGUUCAGUUUUGUCCGUCACAAAGCCUGAAUGGCCACCACAUCCCCUUUUAUCCCCUGUGGGGUGUGGUCCAGUGACUCAGCUUAAUCUCUGGCACGCCUCCUUCUCUGCUGUGUGUGCAUGUCUUUCCGACGCUGUCGGGGAUCCAGCCAAGACUUAUCUCCAUCACUGUCUAACUGCGGCUGCUCGGAAGUGCCUGGCUCCUGGCCUAUCUCUUCUCCUUCGGAAGACACCUGAGGCAUUGCCAGAGAGGAGGUUCCUGGAGAGGGAGGCCUUGCCAACUCCUCUCCUUCACUUUCGGAGUCUUCUCCCUCCAAUAAGACGGGCUCGGGGGUCGGAGUCACAACACUUCAUUUGAGAGAUGAAACCCCCUUUUGCAAAAAGAAGGAAUCUUAUUGGUGCCAUUAAAUCAGAGGUCUCCAACCUUGGCAACUUUAAGACUUGUGGACUUCAACUCCCAGAAUUCCUCAGACAGUUGCCAAGGUUGGAGACCCUUGCAUUAAACAAUCCAAGAGCCUCACAUGCCAUCAGAGGUCUGCUUGUCCUGAGAGGCUGGUGUCAAUCAGCCUUCCACGUUUCAAGAAGGACGCUCUGCUUCAGUGAAUCCAUCAAAGUCCCUUUGGCUCAUCUCAGUGAUAGCAAUAGCGCUUAGACUUAUAUACCGCUUCACAGUGCUUUACAGCCCUCUCUAAGCGGUUUACAGAGUCAUCAUACUUCCUCCCAGCAAUCUGGGUCCUCAUUUUACUGACCUCAGAAGGACAGAAGGCUGAGUCAACCUUGAGCCUUGUGAGAUUUGAGCUGCCAAAUUGCAGGCAGUCAGCAGAAGUAGCCUGCAGUACUGCACUCUAACCACUGCGCCACCGCGGUUUUAAAGGUAUUAAAGGAUACCUUUAAUUUCUCAUACUUAUUUCCUCAGUGCUUCUUGCUCUAUUGGGUUCCUUUUUUAAGGCCAUUUGUCAGUGGAUCCAGUUCAUUCAGUUUACACCACCUAAAGCACGGAGGGCAGAAAAAUCCUCUCCAGCUCUCACAAGCACUGGGAUUCUUGCGGUCAAAGAGAGAAAGAGCGUGCAAAAAUCGACCUGCAAUUGUGUCAACCGAUCCUAAAUGAGAAAGUGCCAAAUUCCGCUGGGUGGUGCACGGGGAAGAUUUGGUCUUUGGUGAAACUGUCUUGCAUUUGAUCCAUUUUCUGAUCUGGUGACAGCGGUUAAAUAUAAAGUUGCCCUUGUCUUACGUUUUGCUAAAUUUUCAGUGCUUGUGAGUCUUCUCACAGUCGAUUGUGGUGGCAAAUGCUGGUUUACGAGCAGCGGUGGGUUUUCAAUAUUCUUACCCCCGGUUUGGCACGCUUGCUAUGCACGUGCACCCGGCCUCAAGAACAUGGAUAAAUAGGACGGCAUGACAUCGGGGUGGGUACUACCGGUUCACCUGAACCGAUACAAACCGGCUGAAUACCACCUCUGUUUACGAGGCAGGGAGAUCACCAGAAACAGGCUGUUGCAGACAUCUCCAUGAGUUGAAACAGAUGUUUCCACGUUUUGUGGGGGGAAAAAUCUCCAUAAUAGAGAAAUGUCCCUGUCUUGCCUCAAUUUUUAUUUUUAUUUUUUGAAACAGGUGGGUUCUCCAAUUUAAAGGCUUGUUACUGGUGUAAUAAAUGUGGAAGGAACAAUGCUUUUUGUCCACAUUCAAUCAUCUCAUUAUAGUUUUGCCUAAUGACCUUGAGUGCAGUAUAGAAUUUCACUUCAUGUACUCUUACCUGCUCUGGCUUUUUCCUGCCUUAUAUAAAAAUGUAUUAUAUUGUAUACAGAAAGAAUAAUGUAGCUGACUUUAGAGACUGUAAAUAAAGAAGAGAGGGUGAAAACAGCUUGAUUAUAUUCCUUUUGUUACAGAUGCCAGAGCAUUGUAGAAUGUUUUUAAAAUGUACUGGUGAUUACUUUUUCUUUUUCUUUUUCUUUUUCUUUCUUUUUUUUUUUUUUGUAUCACAUCCGUUUUAAAAGGUGCCUUAUGUUUACCAUGAAUUGCUUUGUUCUGUACACAAGUUUAUGUCACUGUAUCAUAUAUUUUUUUUGAGUAAAUAACCUUAUUUUAGUAAA
Pantherophis guttatus is the source of this 8850-nucleotide messenger RNA. RefSeq names its product bone morphogenetic protein receptor type 1A (gene BMPR1A). Lineage: Eukaryota; Metazoa; Chordata; Lepidosauria; Squamata; Colubridae. Gene Ontology annotation, biological process: cell surface receptor protein serine/threonine kinase signaling pathway; protein phosphorylation; cellular response to growth factor stimulus. The record is from RefSeq and is a predicted model, not a curated record. Gene Ontology annotation, cellular component: signaling receptor complex; plasma membrane. Gene Ontology annotation, molecular function: transmembrane receptor protein serine/threonine kinase activity; ATP binding.